Messenger RNA from Nezara viridula (southern green stink bug), 2682 nucleotides. The record is from the annotation of a GenBank genome assembly. NCBI's taxonomy places the organism in Eukaryota, Metazoa, Arthropoda, Insecta, Hemiptera, Pentatomidae.
AUGGAACUGCAAGCACAUUUAAAGGUUAUAGAAGAACUUAUAAAGCCUUUAUCAGAGCAAGUUUCAUCUUUAGAGGAAGCAUUGCUAGUUAAAACUGCAAAAGAAGAUGUUAAUUCUUUUGAAGGGCUGAAAUAUAUUAAUCUGUUGCACAAGAAGUUUAAUUUGCCUAUUAGUUCUCCUUGGGUCAAUUUUAUACAGAUCAUUCUUUAUAGAUUACAUGAAAUAAAAAUUUUAUACGGCAAAGAUAAUGAAUUAUUAUUAAGUUUGCAGCAAAUGAAGUUAUUAAAAACAUCUGUUGAAAUGAUUUCAUGUAUAGGUAUUUUACCGUACAUUAUUAAUGGUAUAGGAAUUCCAUUAGAAAAGAAAAUAUCCAACAGAUUUAUUUUACAUUCAAAAAGUCAGGAGUUAGAAGAGGUAUUGUAUCUGUUGAAUUGUUCUGUUCUUGGGCUUAUGAGUCUUUAUGAAUCAGAAUUAUAUCGAACUUUAAUUACAUCUAAACAUUUAGGAGAUCUACUUGCUGCAAAUUUCCAACUUAUCAUAGAAAAGCAAGCUGUUGAUUCAAAGUUAUGUUCGACAUUUUUAAAAAUGUUAAUUGAAGAUACCUAUCAGCCACUCGUGAUACAAGAGCUAAUGAUAAUGCUUGGAAAUAAGGAUAUUCCAAGGAAGCUAUAUCGUUGGAUAAGUGAUAUCUUAAGUGAUAGACUAACAUCUGAAGGUGGCCUUCUUGCAAUGUUACGUGCAAUUCUGGAUUUAACUGGAAAUUCCACAGAUAACCCACGAUAUUGGGAACAUGUUUCUGUAUUAGCUAAAAUUUUAAUAGCUCCAAAGCAUUCUUCUCUAUAUCCUCAGUUAUUGGAAUUGUUGAAAGGAGAAAACAGUGAAUAUAGGCAAGUUGCUGUCAUGAGUAUAAAAUUAUUAUCAGAAAGAAAUCCUGAAGCUUGUAAUGAAUGCUUUGUUACACCAUUGUUACAACCUAUUAUUAGACCUGCUACUGAACAUGAAAUGGGAUUAUCAUUGGAAGCUAUUCAUUGUUGUUGUGGAAUUUCCGCAUCUUGGUCUGUUUCCCCGAAUGUUUUCAAACGUGGGUUCAUAAAUUUUUUUAAACUCUACUCAAAGACUAGACUAAGUGUUUCUUACUUGAAACCAAAAAUAUCAGACAUUGCCUAUUGUAUUUUGGCUGAUGAGAAGACAAAUCUUGAGAAAAUAUUUGAUGAUGCAGUAUUUAAAAAUUUAAGUGUAAUCUACCAACUUGGGUCAGAAGGUGGUGUGUACACUGAUAGUGGUUCUGAUGACAGUGAUCCAAAUGAUGUAGCUGAUUCUAUUUUAUAUUUAGUGCUAUCGUUUGGUAACACCUUGGUAAAAUUUAAAUUUUUUUUAAUGCUUCUUGAAUCAAUAAUAGAUAAUCAGGAAUUAAUAAAGCAGCUUAUUUAUGCUAAACUUCUUGCAGAAAUAUGUAAUGAUUCUGAUGUUCAAAAAUCUUUGGGAGAAAAUCCUUCUUGUAUUAUACCAUUCACAAAAGGUCUAAUAGAAGGACAUCAACAGUUUGGCGAUGAUAUAGUUUGCUUAGGACUUAUGAUUUUAGGUAUUAUUGUAUAUUCACCUUCUAAAGAGAAACCUGUGGAUUGGAAUGUUUUCAAAUGUUUAGUUGAGCCAUUGAAGAAUUUAAAAUCUGCGAACAGUGAAACUAAUGUUUUGGCUAACGAAUUAUAUGAAUUAAUUUUAUCUCAUGGAGUUGUAAAGAAAAAUAAAGAGAAUAUUGAAAAAGUGCAUACAAAUUUAUCAAAAGCUUUAGAAGAGUCUGUAGAUGCUUUACUACCAGUAAGGGCACAUGGUUUGAAGGAACUUGGUAAACUCAUAAAAGCUAAAGACCAAGAGGCACUUAAACAAAAGGAUACAAUUUUUUUUAUCUUCAAAGAGAAUCUUAAGGAUGACGAUUCUUAUUUAUAUCUGAGUGCUGUUGAAGGUUUAACAUCCUUGGCCUCUUCUUUUCCUGACGAAGUUCUAAUUGCACUUAUAGAAGAAUACAUGUCAUCCAAGCAUUGUACUGAAAAUCGACUUAAGGUUGGGGAAGUACUUGUGAAACUUGGAAGAAUUCUUAAUGAAAUGGCAGCAGUCUAUAAGAAAGAACUUAUAUCAUGUUUCUUAAUUGGAUGUCGUGAUGAAGAUGAGCUAAUGAGAGCUUCUAGUCUUUCAAAUUUAGGAGAACUUUGCAAAAUAUUGUCUUUUAGAAUUACAUCAUACCUGAUAGAGAUACUUGAAUGUAUAAGAGCUAUUUAUGAAACAGAUAAAUUUCCUGAACCUAGAAGAGCUGCAGUAAUGGUUCUAACGUUAUUAUUCAAAGGUCUUGGUGAAGGAGUAUUAAAUACUUUAGAGCCUUUACUACUGGAUAUAUACAAAAGUUUGAAGCACAUAUAUAAGUAUGAUAAGGAUGAUAUUACCCGCCUCCAUGCACAGAUGGCAUUAGAAGAGCUUCAUGCUUCAACUGUUACUUUCUUGUUCCCUGUGAAGCCUCUUGAAAAACAAAUAUUUGUAUUAGGUGCUCCUAGAAAUUCAUUGCUGUUACAUUUUUCUAUCAAUCAGCUUGAGCAGUUGAGGCAGUUGUGGUCCAAUCUCUUGCCAGAAAAUUUUAAAAGAUGUCAGGCUCAGGUGAUAAAACUGACAAACCAUUGGUUGGAGUUAUAG